Molecule: messenger RNA, 294 nt
Organism: Gongylonema pulchrum
Lineage: Eukaryota; Metazoa; Nematoda; Chromadorea; Rhabditida; Gongylonematidae
Source: the annotation of a GenBank genome assembly
AUGUCCGAUCGACGCACAUUCCUUGAGACAAUCAAAGAAAUUGCUUCUUCAAUCAAAAAACUUUUGGAUGCCACAAAUGCAGUUAUGCAAGUAGUCCAUCCGAGCGCUCAACUCUCUGUUGAAAAGCGAAAACGAGAAUUCGUGCAUUACUCGAAACGAUUUAGCAACACUCUGAAAGAGUAUUUUAGAGACCAGAAUGCAACGCAGGUAUCAAUUUCGGCAAAUCAGCUGAUUUUUCAAACAACGCUAUUGAUAAAAACGAUAAGGGAAAAAAUGAGAAGGGUUAGCUCGUGA